AGACCAUUCUCUAUUUCAGAUCACCGCGUUUUUGCAUAUGGCGAGGGACCAAUGGUUCUUCUCAUUAGCGCAGCCCUAUUAUUCCUCGCCCCGUUCCUGACGCCGCUGAUAGAUGCUAACUCCCGUCUCUGAGGGCACUAUGCAUGUCUCUAAGAUGCCUCUGGACCUCUCUCUUGAUAUAACUUGCUGCGCCCUGCUUCCUAUGUUAACUGUCCUUUCUGUUGCUACGUUUAGAAGCGAUGGGUCCCUGACUUGAUAUCUUACUCCUUGCUUCCUGUCUGUUUCUGACAGCGUGUCAGAGAAACGCUUUAUUGCCUGCUGUCCUAUGUCUCAUUCUUGUGGCUCCUCAAUCUGAAAAACCUAUGGCUCGCUGUUGCCUGGUUCUCAGACCUUUAGCAUGUUUGAGUGUCUGUUUAAUGGAGCCAACUGAAUGUUGGACGCAGUUACAGGUAAAUAUCCUGCUCAAAUUUCGUCUAGCCGAGGCUUGCGCCUCUGAGUCUGUGCCCACCAUCGAGCAAUUGGAAUCCAUUAAGGCCGCUUUUGUCAACAAACCUCCCUAUUGCAGCGGAACGCUACGUCUUCCUCCUGAUUGCUACGUUCUUUAUUUCGGAAAGGAGAAAAUCAGCCAUCGGUUAGACUUUGCCAACGUCGACGACGAGAUCCUCAAAAAGCUCGCAGAAACCUGCGAUGUCGCCACAUUUGGCUUGAACAAGAAGGAUGUUCUAGACGAGUCUUAUCGCAAGGCAGGGAAACUCGACUCCAAGUUCUUUGCACCUAAGUUAGAUUUCGAUUCCUCGGGGCUUCGAGAAAUUAUUAGGGAUGACCUCUUAGAGGGACCGAAAGCCAAGGAGAAUAUUCGUGCGGAGCUGUACAAACUCAAUGUUUAUGGUCCAGGGUCUUUCUUUAAGCCACACAAGGACACACCACGAAGCAAGAACAUGUUUGGUUCUCUCGUGCUCAUAUAUCCUACCAUACACGAAGGUGGCUCCUUGAUCAUCCGUGAUGGAGACUCUGAAUGGUGCUUCGACUCCGCCAGAGCGGUGAACGACACUAAGGAACCAGAGAUCGGAUAUGUCAUCUUCUACAGCGACGUUGAACAUGAGGUUGCUGAGGUGAUUUCCGGGUAUCGUGUUACCAUCACCUAUAUCCUAUAUUUCGAACCUCCGAUGGCUGCAACUACGCACACAGGUCUCGCCGUUCAUGGAACGAAGCUCAGGGGGGCGUUCCGGGGUUUACUUGCGGACCCUGCCUUCCUCCCUAACGGAGGACAUCUUGGAUUUGGAUUGCAUCGCGGGUAUGCUUUGGACCUGGAAAAUCGAUCACUCGAUUAUGUCGUAGACUGCCUGAAGGGCAGUGAUGCCACUCUUCUUCAAGUCUGCAGGGAUCUCGGCCUUCUUUUGAAGUUCUAUGUCGUCUUUGAUGACGAAGGCUCAGUUACAAUAUGCGACAAACUUCCUUCGAUGGAAAAUGAUGACGUGGAGGUCUCUGUUGCCUAUCACUUGCGCAAAUAUUAUGGCGGGAAGAUAAUAGAGCGCGAUGCAGACGAUGAUUCAUACAGAGGCCGGUCCGACAAUGAAGAUGGGAACUCGGUGGAUAUGAAGGUCUAUUGGGUUAAUGAGGUGACGAAGCACACCCAGGUCAAGGACAGCUAUAUCGCUUAUGGAAAUGAAUCUUUCCUUGCGUUCGUGUAUGGGUACGGAUGUGUGAUUGUUGACGUUGGCCCGUAUGGGAGUCGAAACAGCGAUGAGGAGGACAAUUCGGCAACAUAAGGUACCGAUGAACCUUGGGGAGGGAGACACGUCGGCUCAGUUGUUAUGUCGUCUUCGCACAAUAACAAGCGCAUCUUUGUGGAUGAAAAGUUUUGUUCUGCGUAUGUAUGUAUGGAAUGAAACUUUCCUUCAGGGUUGGCUCAGACAAGGAAUAAUGUUCAGAUAGACCGUUUCUGACCAGAAAGUACCGAAUAACAACUGUUUAGUUUCUUACAUCCGCAUGUAUUAUGAUGAAUGCUUCUCGUGGAUAUGUUGUUUUGUUACGAUAUGUUGUAUUGC
Somion occarium is the source of this 2048-nucleotide messenger RNA. The record is from the annotation of a GenBank genome assembly. Lineage: Eukaryota; Fungi; Basidiomycota; Agaricomycetes; Polyporales; Cerrenaceae.